GGACUGUGGGAGUCCAGAGGAACGGCAUAGAGGGCUUCCUGAAGGAAUGGAUUUUUCAAGCUGGGUUUUGAUGUGUGAAUAGGAGUUGGCCAGGUGAAGAAGGAGGAAAAGGGUCUUCUGGGCAGAGAUAUUUAUCUAAGGGAGAGAGGUAGGCAGGAGCUGAUUUGGGUAGUGGCAUUGAAUGCCAAACUGUGUGUUGGAACUUCCUUAUAAGGACAGUGGGGAACCAUGGAGAGUAUGUAGGCAGGGAAGGCCAUGAUCAGAGCUAUGUGUUGGGUAGAUCUUGCAGGGACCAGAGUUGGGGGCUGGCUUUGGUUCUUGAGUAAUGGGAUGGGGGUGGUGCUUACAAAGUCAUCAGGGGUCAGGAGUGUGAAAUCCCCACUUAAACUCAUCUGCAUCUUUCAGGACUGGCACCAGAGUUGAUGGAGGACCACUGGGUAUUCUAGAGGAUCCAAAGGACCCUCGUGUACAAUGACUUAAAGUGCAAGACCAAGGUCACUCUGCCCAAGCUGGGAAACAUGGGGAGAAAAAAAAUCCAGAUCUCACGUAUUCUGGACCAAAGGAACCGACAGGUGACAUUCACCAAAAGGAAAUUUGGGCUGAUGAAGAAGGCCUAUGAGCUGAGUGUGCUCUGCGACUGUGAGAUUGCUCUCAUCAUCUUCAACAGUGCCAACCGCCUCUUCCAGUAUGCCAGCACAGACAUGGACCGUGUCCUUCUGAAAUACACAGAAUACAGUGAGCCCCAUGAGAGCCGCACCAACACCGACAUCCUCGAGACGCUGAAACGGAGGGGUGUGGGCCUUGAUGGGCCAGAGCUAGAACCAGAUGAGGGGCCUGAGGGGCCAGGAGAGAAGCUGCGGAGGAUGGCAGGUGAAGGGGGUGACCCAGCUUUGCCCCGGCCCCGGUUCUAUCCAGCAGCCCCUGCCAUGCCCAGCCCAGACAUGGUGUUUGGGGCUUUGCCCCCAUCAGGCUGCGACCCCAGUGGGCUAGGGGAGGCCCUGCCUGCCCAGAGCCGCCCUUCUCCCUUCCGCCCAGCAGCCCCCAAAACUGGGGCCCCAGGCCUGGCACACCCUCUCUUCUCCCCGAGUCACCUCACUAGCAAGACACCGCCCCCCCUGUACCUGGCAGCAGAUGGGCGAAGGCCAGACCUUCCUGGUGGCCUGACUGGGGCCCGAGGGGGACUGAGUUCUGCGAGAAGCCUCUAUGGUGGCCUGCAGAGCCCUUGCUCUGCUGCAGCCCCAGGAACCCCGCUGGGGAACUUCCCCUUUCUCCCUGCAGGUCCCCCAGACUACAGCUUGGGAGACCCUCCGCCGCCUCCUGGCUUAUUGCAGACCCCCAACCUGGCCCCAUGGCAGUCCUCUAGGGGAGACGGCCCCCCUGCCCCUCCCACUCUGCCCAGUGGGGGCCGCAGCCUGGGUGAGGAGGGCCCCCCCACUCGCGACGCCUCCCCGCUGACCCCUCCAGUCAGCAUCAAGUCGGAGCGCCUCUCGCCAGCCCCCGGGGUCCUCAGCGACUUUCCCAAGACUUUCCCCUACCCACUGCUCCUCGCCCGGUCCCUCGCCGAGCCACUGAGACCUGGGCCCUCCCUGCGCCGGCUGCCCUUGACCGACAGCUGGCCUCGGUAGUGGGCACCGGGGUGGCACCAGCGCAGCCCUCUCACCGGGCAGGGCGAGGGGACAUGGGGACUCAGCGUCCCUUCAGGUCUUUUCCUAAAAGACCCAACAGCUACCGCCCCCUCCCAUCGUUGGGGCCUGGAGCGGGGUAGCUGGAUUCGGAUUCACCCUGGGAGGGUGUCUCCUUUCCUCCUUUCUGAGUGUGUAUCCUCCAAUAAAAUACGCGUGGGAUCUGUG
Nycticebus coucang (slow loris) is the source of this 1850-nucleotide messenger RNA. RefSeq names its product myocyte enhancer factor 2B (gene MEF2B). The transcript has 9 exons. Gene Ontology annotation, molecular function: protein dimerization activity; RNA polymerase II cis-regulatory region sequence-specific DNA binding; DNA-binding transcription factor activity, RNA polymerase II-specific. The record is from RefSeq and is a predicted model, not a curated record. The coding region runs from base 519 to 1625 and encodes 368 amino acids. Gene Ontology annotation, biological process: positive regulation of transcription by RNA polymerase II. Lineage: Eukaryota; Metazoa; Chordata; Mammalia; Primates; Lorisidae.